Messenger RNA from Paraglomus brasilianum, 1934 nucleotides. Lineage: Eukaryota; Fungi; Glomeromycota; Glomeromycetes; Paraglomerales; Paraglomeraceae. The record is from the annotation of a GenBank genome assembly.
ACGUUGAGUUAGAAGGGAAGAGAAAGGCUGCUGUCAGUACAAUUGAACCGAUAUACGCGAAACGCGUGAAAACGUUUCACGUCAACACCAUCAUGUAUCCGGAUCAGGGUGAUAUCUACUAUUAUGUAGACCAGACGAAGCCAAUACAGGUCCUGAUUAACCAUAUCAAGAAUGGUCAAUACAUCAGGAUGUUUGGACCGCGUGCCUCAGGCAAAUCCAGCCGGGUUAUGCUAGCUAAAAAAGUCCUGGAAUCUCUAGGCUACACGUGUCUUUACAUAAGUCUUGAAUAUGUUAUCUUCAAUGAUAUAUCAUCUUUCUAUUCUGGUCUUGGUUAUAAACUCGGCAUAGCUACCAUCAAGGAUGGCAAGACGUUUGGUGAUGCUUUUAUGAAAAUCAAUCCUUCCACAGGCAAAAAACAAUGGAAUCAGCCAGUGGUUUUUUUUAUGGACGAAUUUGACAUAAUUCAUGAUGAUAAGUUUCGCGAUCUUUGCAACGAGUUUUUGCGGAUAAUUCGUGGGAUGAAAAAUGACCGCGACAAAUUUAUCAUAAAUUCGUUUGUCUCCAUUGGCACUUUUGCCAUUAUGACACUAAACCAGCCAAAUACACUGUUGUCACCCUUCAACGCGACUGAAAAUCUCAGCAUAUCGAGCUUUACUAAGGAACAAGCCUGGAAUCUUUUCAAGGAGUUUGCAAACGAUCGGCAAUUGGCUUUUGAGAAUGGGAUCAUCGACGACAUUUAUAUGCAGACUAGCGGGCAUGCUGGUCUAAUAUGUCUUUGUGGUCGAGCAAUUGAUGUUGAUGUCCGUCCUUCUGCUCAUUCUGGCAAUGCAGUAUUUACAAUCAGUUUUGCUUCUUGGCAGCGAUAUGUUGUCAGGUCAUUGUUGGACAUGAUUGAGAAGUAUGCAACAUUCAACAGAAUGAUAAGAACACUGAGAGACCCAAGCAAACGUAACAUAAUGAACUAUCUACGACGGGAGUUUUUGUCGACUCUUGACCCCAUCAAUGUGGUUGAUAUUGAGAAAGUCACGUGGUGUGAAUUUCUUGCUGCGGAAGGAGUCUUGGUGCCUCUCAGGACAAACGAGAAUAUAUACAUGAUGGCAUCGCCACUUUUGUGCUCUCUGAUCCUGCGGUUCGUUACAUCUGAGAUACAUAAGAUCCCCCUUGUGGAGCCUCAAAAGCGAGACGAUGAGAGUAUCAACUGGCUUGAGGCAUUGAAAGAGGCUGUUCGUGCCUUUGAAAAGGACUACAUCGAAGCAGCAUCCGAUUGUUCAUACAAAACAGCACGUGUAAAAGUUAAUGGGAAAUUGCGUCAGCUUGUUCCUCGUGAGUCUGUAUACCAACAGGAGUUAGCCAAUGUCUUCAUAAAGUGGCUUUCGGCACAAAACUAUCAGGUCGUAAGCCAAUACCAUACUCGGGGGCAACUGAACGAAAACAUGUAUGCUGAUUUGGUAAUUUCAGAGCCUAUGUCACAAGCAAAAAGGAGACUGGAAAACUUGCGAGAAGAGGUUCCUCAAGAGCAGGCACUGGCUGGUUUAAUGCAGACAUCGGGACCGCAAACAUGUUCACAAGCAACUUCAGUCACUGAUGAUGUGGAGGUGGUUCGACAGGCAACAAUCUUGGAAAUUCUAGCUACAUCAACCAGAAGCGAUUUGAAAGAGCAUUUUCAUUGGACUCAAGAAUAUGCAAAAUCACUCAAAAAAGAGUUAGUACUUCGUGAUGUUUGGAUAGUUCACUUUACACAAGAGGAUAAUGCCAUAAUGGAACCCCAGUGGCCAUCAGAAGAGCAGCAGGCGAACCUGAACACAGUUGUCUUCUGGCACAACAGGGACUUCACAGAAGUCCACAUGAGUGCUUUCUGGAAGGAGUAUGAGAAUGAUGAUAUGCAUGAGAUAAUUGAUGAAGUAGUGUGCAAUAAUAACUAUUCUGCUGACUGA